Molecule: messenger RNA, 9423 nt
Organism: Cladocopium goreaui
Lineage: Eukaryota; Dinophyceae; Suessiales; Symbiodiniaceae
Source: the annotation of a GenBank genome assembly
AUGGCGUUCGUCCCCAGUCCCAUCGUGGCACCCGGUGUCCAUGGCGUGUCCCAUGGCGCGGUGCGCCCCGGUGCGGCCUCCGCCUCUGGCGCCUCCGGCGCCUCCGGCGGCUCCGCCGGCGCCCUGAAGGGCGCCGGCAGUGCGACGCUGGCAGCGCUCACGGCGCGGGGGAAACGGUGCACCGCGCGACGCGCGGAGAGGGCCAAGGCGGUGGCAACGGAGGAAGAUGAGGAUGUGGGCUAUCGCAGUGCAACUCCCCGCGAGCGCCAGUUUGGCAUGUACGAGGGCCGUCGGCGAUCGAAUACGGGUCAGGCUGUAGAGCUUCCCUUGUCUCAGCUGCAUGUCGUGGCGGCGCAACGGCAGUUGCCGAUGCUGCUGGAAGCUGUACCUGGUAGGGACCCAUCUGAGGCGAUUGCUGCAUGGUCAGAGCUGCUGGCCUGUUGCCAAGCUCAAGCCCCGGAACUGCUCGCGACCUGGAGUUGUGGCAUUGGACCCUUGCUACGCUUGGCUGUGGCGGUGCCAAAGGAGCACUGGCUCCGAGACCCACAGGACUUGUGGUGUGAGGACAAAACGGUCCCGGUGAAGAUGGAUGGACCCGAGGGACCAUUGAUAGGCGUAGAAUCGCUUCCAAAGUUGGAGAAGCUCAUUCGCCAUUUGCUUGCGAAGUACGACGAUGCCCCCAUGUUGCUGGCCAGCGGCUUCAUCUGGAACGAUGGAGCUGGUGGUACUCUUAGAGAGCAUGAUGGACGAGAGGUGGUGCUGUGCAGCGCUGCGGGGAUGGACCUCUGUGUUCGCUUCAUGCAACUCUUUCGGGAGGUGUGCCAGGGAACGCGCAAGCCGGUGGCAGCCGCGCAGGACCUGCUUAGUCCCACGUUGACCAAGAAGAUGGUGUCGGCACUGCUGGCUGCUGAGAGCAACCAACGGCUGCCCUUCCCCGCACCUGUGGAAGUUCCAGAUUCAGCACGGCAUGUGCAGCCAAUAGAGGUGACGCUCCAGGGUCCCUUGAUGGCCCUGCGUCGCGCCCAGCUUCAGAGCCUGGGCUCGGCACCGGCGGAGCUGACGGAGGCGCUGGCCACGACGCGGCUGGCGAAGGACCUCGGGGAUGAGGAGCUGGAAGAAUUUGCUUUGGAUCUCAUGGCCUGGCUCUCGCGCUUCGGGGAGGAGUUUGAAGACAGCAACGCUGGACUCUGCGUUGAGUGGCUGCUGUCACAACGUGCUUUGGAUCCCAAGUUCUCCUUGGUGGUCAGCGGCAAUCCCCGGGCUCCCAAGAAGGUCUUGGCCGCCGCGAAACGGGACGCUGCGACCUUGGAACUGGAACGCUUGCAGCAGAGUGGUCAGCGCUUCCUGCCCAAUCCCGCUGGGAUCAAGGGCUUUGUGAAGCGUGGCGUCAUGGCACCCUUUGGCUCGCCCUACGAGAACGAAAGCGGUGCCAGUUGGGUUCCAGAACGCUUGCGCGCGCUGGUGGGUGAGGCCAGCCUGCUGCGUGAGCCCAGUCCUCCCAACAGCUGGCAGGGCGAUGACUACGAGCCUUGCGCAGCUGAGGAGCGCUUCCUCAAGGAUCCGCAGCAGCUGCGAAAAGCCACCGUGCGGAUCGAUGAGAUCCUGAGCUUCGAGUAUUUGCAACAUGUGGGGCAAACCAUGAGGAAUUGCCUCCGCGUGGAGAGGAGAGGAGGCAUGAGUCUCAUGAAGUACUUGAGCCGAGUCAAAGCAAGAGAAAGCAGCUUCUGGGUGAUGACCAUCACUGCUGAGGAGGAGAAAGACGAUGAGGAGGUUGCACCUGUGCAGCACAUGCUUCUGAUGGAGGUCUACAACGGCUUGAAUGUGAUCCAUCAAGCUGAGGGGCCCCAUCCAAGGCGUUGGCCACGUGCCGAUGCCUGGCGUUGGUUGCAAGAGUGGGCUCAGCAGGAAGGUUUACGUCCAGAUGGCCCAGAGGGUGUCACGGUGGGCCCCUAUGGCAGCUACGACGGUCGCAUGGACCGCUGGGACAUUCGCCGCUGCUUUCUGUGGAUGCGACAGGAUGCGACAGGUGCGACAGCUGGCAAUGCCGAGACUGAGACUUUGCGUUCGCUUACUCGACGUAGCUGCCCUUUUGAAGCUCAAACACCCGAGCUGCUGCCGGUGAAAACAGAGAAGGCGGCCGCUUGCUACGUGGACGAGGAUGUUGUAGAAGGGGAAACGCCUCCACCGAAAGAGGGUAAGAGAGAUGAACCUCAAAGAGGUACCCCUGCAAGGAAUUCCAAUCAGGGUUCAGGUGCCAAAGCGUUGUUGCCGCCUACACAACCUCCUCCUGAUCCUCCUGCCCUUUCUCUACGUCAAGAGGUGGUGAACUCCCUUGAGAAGAAUACGCCCGCCGACAAGGGUGAAGGCAACUUCAAUGGUGGACCUUUAAUGAGGGAGAUUGCAACUCCCCCUGAACAACAAGCAGGAGAUGAUGCAACCCAAGUGCAAGGGCAAUCCAUGGCACCUCCGUUGUUCACCGAGGAGCAGCUGAGAAACUUUGCUGCACUGCAGGGACAAGCCGCAUGGAUGUAUGGGCCCCAACAGUCGUUUUUCAAUCCAAUUGGUUUUUCACGUCCUUCAUUUUUGGAUGGAGAUGCAGCCAGAGCUUCAGUGAGUCAACAUGAAAGAGACAUGGAGUUUCUGAGAAUGCAAGCAGUGAGAGACCGAGAGGAGAAAGACGAAUGUAGAAGGCAGAUUCAACUGUUGGUAGAAGAGAACUGUCAGUUGAGAGCCAGGUUUGAAAGUGCUAGCAAGAUGCAGACUGAGGAUGAACCUAGGUUUGCGACUCCUGAGGAACAGCCGGAUCAGACCAGCCCAGGUUUCGACAUGGAUGUGGAUUGGUUGAAGCGGCGAAAGGAGGCUGACAGACCCCCAUCAAAGGAGGCUGACAGACCUCCAUCAAAGGAGGCCGACAGACCCCCAUCAAAGGAAGCUGCCAGACCCCCAUUCCUACCUGAGGCUGCAGAGUUCAAAACCCCCAAGGAGGCUGCCAGACCCCCAAAGGUGGAAGCAUCACAGCGUCCCCAAGAAGAAGGAAGCCGAGGUGCACCUGGUGGAGGGAAUGCGCAGUUCACUGAGAAAUCUUUGGAGUUCAUGGUGAUUAUGAUGGAAACUAUGAAGGACCUACACAAGAAGGUCAACGAGACAAAGGAUGAGACUGGCAUGGUUCGAGGAGUUGAGAUUGUGAGGUCCGGCACUCCUGACCUGCCGGUGUUGACCCCCUGGUCACCAAGCCAGGGUCCCCUCCAGUUGGGAGAUUGGCUUCUGACUGUGGAGCCGAUCAUAGCUGAUUUGUCAGCAACUUCAGAAGUGUGGUGGUCGCUGAUGGUGAAGUCUGCAGAGCAGUGGUACCAGAAGCACAUGAUGAUGCCCCCACUAGAUCGAGUUCAACAUGAAGUUCAACCGCCCCCAGAGGUCACCUUGGAAAAAUGGUCCAGGUUGGAAAGAAGAACGGCAUCGAUGCUGCUUCAAUCUGUGCCGGAGGUGGUCAAGGAGGAGUUGGUUUCAGCUCGACGGCUGAGCGUUUUUGGGAUUUUGACGCAACUGCUGUUGACGUAUUGCCCAGGUGGUGUCUUGGAGAAGCAGACAUUGCUGAGAAGUUUGGAGGAGCCAACAGAGGUCACCACGGUGGGCGAGGCUCCUGCUGCAAUACGUCGGUGGCUACGUUGGAAGCUGCGGUCCCAGGAGAUCGGUGCAGUGACCCCAGACCCGGCACUGUUGUUGAAAGGUCUGAACAAGUUAACACGCCGAGUCCUGGAGUCCAACAAAGAACUACAAUUCAGGGUCAGCCUGGCCCGAAAUUCCCUUGGUGUGGAUACGAGGCCGACCGACACCACAGUCAGCCAGUUUGCCACGCACCUUUUGGCUGAGAUCGAACAAGUUGCUCUUUCCGAAAAGAGGGCCACUGCUGCGAUGCCAAAGGGCGAGGUGAAGAUCAAAUACUUGGACGCAGACAAGAACAAGCCAAAGACUAAAGAGAGGUCAAAAGGCGCUUCUACCGAAACAAGCCCCAACAAGCCGAGGGUUGCCAAGGCCGAGGGGGAGGAGCGCAAUGUGACUUCACCAAUGAAGGAGUCAGAGACUGGAAGCCAAUCUAGUCAAGGGGAGGCAGUGAAGGACUUGCUGGAGGAGGCCAACCGGAUGUUGAAGUCUCUGUCGAGCUCUUCCAACACUAUUGCUUCUACAACCUCUUCGACGUCUGAAGAAGAGCGAAAAGAUGUGAUGGAGCGCCUUCAUCAGCAGCUGAAGUCGAUGAAGACGUUCAAGAUGAAGAGACUCAAUGUUGGGAACGACGUUGGACUUGUGGAUUCAGGUGCAACACAUCCACUUCGUCCUAGACAUGAAGGCGAGAAUGUGGAUUUGUACCCGGUGGUGGAGGUGGCAUUGGCAGAUGGAAGGACGGUGAGGUUGAAGAUGUCCCCUGGAGGUGCUAUGAUAUCACCUUCACCUGCCAUCGAGCCUAUCAUCCCCAUGGGCUUGUUGUCGCAGAAGCUGAACUGUGACAUUUCCUGGAAGCAAGGAUCUAUGCAGAUCCACCAUCCUCUGAGAGGAGAAAUCAAGGUGAUGAUGAAGGGAAGUUGCCCCCAUGUUGCCAGAUCUGAGGCUUUGACGUUGAUUGCGGAGCUGGAGGACAUCAAGAUGGGCAUUCCCAAUGAGAUUGGAAGUUUUGAUGCGGAAGUGGCAUGGCUGAGAAAGCUGGUGUCGCAACAUCCAGUGCUGUCUUCACUCCCAGAGCACAUCAAGGAGCGGCUGGUGGUGGAGCCUGGAACUUGGUCUGAUCUUCCAGGCAACAGACACUCAAGAAAGCGCUGGAAGAGGAGUGGCUUAGCAGUUCAUUUGUAUGCUGGGCCAGAAACAGGGUUCACUUUGCGGCAUGCCAUCAAACAGCUGGGUGGUUCUGUCGAUGCCUUGUUGGAAGUUGAUGUUCAACGAGGAGAACAACAUGACAUGCUGCCGAUUCGCCGCUGGGGAGGUGAGGAGUUUGGUAUUCAUGAUGCAACAGAAGAGGAGAAACAGAAGCUUCAUGAAGACGAUGUUUUGAUGUGGCGUUUUUGGUUUUUGUACAUGGUUGCAGUGUACAUGAGAAGGGCCAGAAAGGUUGAGACCGAAGUGACCGUCUCUGUGGAGCAGCCAGCAACCCCCAAGGAGUUCAUGCCGGAGGUGGUGAGUUGGUGGGAUACAAAAGAAUGGGCAGAGCUGGCACGAGAGUUCAGCUUUGAGGAAUCAACUUUCAAGCAGGGUGAGCUUGGUGGUCUGACCCCGAAGCCAACGACGUUUGGUGGGAACUUGGAGCUCUACGCAGAGAGCUCACAACAAUGCCCGCCUCAUCGACUGGUCAAGGACCCAAUUGCUGGAGUGCUUUCAAUCGACACAGCUGGUCCACUGAAGCCUGCUUAUGAUUUGGGUGGGCACAUGGCAAGGUAUUUUUUGGUUGGAGUUUUGACCUGGAGGGUGCCAAAGGGGAGUGACAAGAUGCAGAACCCCCCUGAAGAAGCAGCUUCUGAAGGAGCUCCGGAGAUUGAAGAAGGAGCUGAGGAUCCAGUUCCACCGGGUGAGGACGGAUUGGAAGCUGAGGAGUUGCUUCCAGCCCAGCUCCCUGGUGAAGCGCCGGCUGAAGGAGAGCCUGGCGACGCCCCUGGUGAGGACGGGUUGGAAGGUCAUGCAGAUCUUCCAGUCCAGCUCCCAGGCGAGGCGUUUGGACCCCCAACUUUGGAUGAGGUCACAGAGUUGAGAAGGUUCAGAAUGGCCUUGCCAAUGGGUUCCAAAAAGGCGAGAGAUGUGGUGAACACGGUGAUGGAGUUCGUGUUGCGGCUGCGGACGGAAGGGUUCCAUGUGGGCCGCAUCCAUUCAGACCAAGGUCAUGAGUUUGCUGGCGAGUUCAAAACAUGGGCCCGACAGCGUGGGAUCUACCUCACCAAAACACCAGGUGAUGAUCCAGCCGCAAACGGCAGAGCUGAAAUGGCGGUGAAGGACUUCAAGAACCAGAUCCGCAGAACGUUGAGGCAGGCCAGUGAAGAUGCGAAAUGGUGGCCAUGGGCUUUGAGGUACGUCAAUGAGGUGUACCGAUGUGUCCGGAUGGAGACAAGACCAAGUUGGCCAAGGUUUUUGGAAGAAGUAAGAGUCCGAAAGCGGACAUGGAGGCGGGAUGACCUGGACCCCAGAGUGGAGAAGGUUCAGUAUCUAUGCCCUUCAGUGGAAAACCAUGGUCAUUGGGUGAUCAAAGAAGGCGAAGCCCCACGCCUUACGCGCUACAUUUUGGCGCCCACCACUGAGCCGGAGGAUGAGACGGUUUGGAUUGCGGUGGAAAGAGAAGGGCGAGAUGCACAAGAACAGCGACGCCGAAUCAGAGGCAGAUCAGCAGUGAGGAGAAUGGAUGCCUCAGUUGCAGAUCCUGAGGAGGUGCUGGAAGAAAAGGAAAAGGCUGAAGUUCAAAGAUUGAUGAAGGUGGUGGAGGAUGAGAUGCAGUCCAUCAUCAACGACGACCCAGAUCUGGCCGCCGAGGAAGUCAGAAUUUUGGGAAGGCUGAGAAAAAUGGCUGAAGUGAAGGAGGAUGGAGAUGAGAUCCUUCAAACAAAGGUCAUCUCACCAAAGGAGGUGGUCAGAAACUGGUCGGAGUGGAUCCCAUCAGUGAGAAGCGAGGUGGAGUCCCUGACCAUUGAGAAGGCAGCCUUGAAGGAGCUGUCAAAGGAUGAAGUCAAAGCGUUGAAGAAGAAGGCAGAAAAGGAGGGUAAGAAGUUGGAGAUCAUACCUUCCAAACUGGUGUUCACUGUGAAACCUUCCCCAGACCACAAAGAAGGGAAAAAGAAAACCCGGUGGGUUGUUUGCGGAAACUAUGAGGAGAAGAAAGAGGGGGAGGAAAACUACUCAGGUGGUGCAGAUGCCACAUCUUUGAGGUUGUUGGCAUGGAUUGCAUCCCGCAUGAAGUGGGCCGGAUGCAUCCUGGAUGUCAGAACUGCUUUCCCCAACGCGCAGAUGGAACAGGAGCCGGAUGAGGACCUUCUUUUGGUCCAGCCACCCCACAUCUUGAAGGAGAUGAAGUUUCUGGACCCGGACACACUGUACCUGCCAUUGAAGGCAGUGUACGGCUUCAGGCGCUCACCAAAGCUUUGGGUUCUUCAUCGAGACAAAACGAUCAAGACCUUUGACAUCAAGGUGGUCAUUGAUGGCCGCUGCGAAAGCCUGGAGCUGAAGCCGAUGGAGUCAGAGCAGAACCUAUGGAAGGUGGUUGUGGUCAGAGGAGGCUUCCAAGAGGCAGAAGGAGAAUGGAUCUCAAACGGCCGAGUCAUUGGCCUUGUGAUGACGUAUGUCGACGACAUUUUUAUCGUCGCCGAGAAGCAGGUGGCGAAGUCAGUUGCUCAGAAGUUUCAAGAGACCUGGGCGACCACACAACCGGAGUGGGUUGGCGAGACACCAGUGAGGUUUUUGGGCCUGGAGGUGACUUGCCACCAAAUCGAGGGGGAGGAGAAGGUCCAAUGGUGCCUUUCACAAGAGGCAUACAUCAAAGACUUGCUUGGGCGCUAUGAGGAGGAGGGAAAACCACGAAAGCUCCCUAUCACUCGUGACCAAGCUUCGAUGCCUCCAGAUGUGAUUCCCCCUUCGCCAGAAGGAGUCAAGUUUUCCCAGAAGGUCAUCGGCGAGUUGCUUUGGCUGGUGACCCGAAGCAGACCAGAUUUGAUGUUUGGAGUUUCCAGGAUGGGGGCCAACGUUUUGAAGGCCGCCAACUGCAUCAAGGACACAGCAGCACAAAUGAGGUCCUAUCUCAGGAGAACUGCAGGUGAGGGCCUACAGUACAAGCAGAAGAUCGAUGACCCGAUCACGCUGUAUGUCUACUCAGACUCCAGCUUUGCACCCGAAGCAGAUGAGUCCCAUGGAUCGUUUGUGGUUAUGGUGAACGAUGGGUUGAUGUUUUGGAGAAGCGGCAGGCAGGGCACAAUCACCUUGAGCACGGCCGAGUCAGAGUUGAUGGAGCUCGUUGAGGCGAUGAUUGCCGGCGAGUCAGUUUACGUCGUGCUGGCAGAGCUGUUUAGUGAAAUCUCAAAGGUGGCAUUGUGCGAUUCGCAAGCUGCACUGGCCAUUUUGGUUGCUGAGGGCGGAAGCUGGAGGACAAGACACCUCAGGCUGAGGUGGGCGUUUGCUCGCCAAUCUGUGCUGCGUGGUGACUGGCAGGUGGGUCAUGUCCCUGGUGAGAAGAUGUUGGCGGGCCUGGGCACAAAAGUUCUGACCUCAUCGAGGAUGGAAACUUUGAAGCAGAUGAUGGGCAUGGGAGUUGCUCAGCCCGAAGAAAAAGGUGUUGAAAUGGAGAAGGAUGAGAAAAAAGAAAAGGAGAUCAAGACCGACUCAAAAUCGGUCGCCACCAUGGCCGUCAAGCUCAUCACGAUGGCGGCCUUGUUGUCAGUGUCAAAGGCUCAAGGAGAUGAAGAAGACGAUGAACCAGCAGGUGACUUCCACAACUUUAUGGUCAUCUACACGGUGCUGAUCAUUCUGACCACGCUGAUGGUCCAAAUCCUGUGGAAGGUAGGAGUAGGCGCAUUGGGCAAAAACUGGAAAAGAAGGUUUUUUACCCGUGGCCGAAGUCUCCCCAUGGGUGAGGAAACGUCAGUGGCAGAGGGUCGAGCAUGUGCUGAGGUGUGCGGACCCGUGGAAAGACCACGGCAUCUGCCCUCGGCUGCUGGGUCGUCAAACCAGCCAAGCCCCGCUGAGGACGGGUUGGGGAUGGAGGAGGGAUCCCCAGUCCAGCUCGCGGUGGCUGAGCAGCGACGCGCCGGUGAGGGCGGGUUGGGGCAGAGGGCCUCAGUCCAGCUCCCAGCUUCGGCUGGUGAGGGCGGGUUGGAGGGUCAUGCUGAUCCUCCAGUCCAGCUCCCGGCUGCGCCUGCAAAAGCUCCCCCGCCAAAGGAGGGACCAAAGGCCCCGUCAAAAGCGGGCCAAACACCAAAGGCCCCACCAAAAGCGGGCCCAAAACCAAAGGCCGCACCACAAAGUGGCCCAUCAGCUUCCAGCUCCUCAAGUGGAAGCACAUCAAGCAGUAUGACAGGCCGAAUUGAGACGGCGAUUCAAGACAUUGCGUAUGAAGAGGCAACCCUGUGGGACCAUUUUGGGAGGCAGGGCGACUUUCCAGGAGUGCCAGAAGAUCAUAGCAGAGCAGAACUUGGAUUUCAGGUGUUGAGGACGCCAUGUGGAACAGUGUAUCACGAUACACGUGGAUGCACCCAGCUUCAAGGACCACGAACUGGCUAUGCGAGACCGUUCACAUGGUGUGCCUUGUGCCGAGAGGUUGCGAUGCGCACCCGUGGAAGACCAAUCCCUGGAAGUCCGCUGCUUUUGCGAAUGGGCGAUCAGACCGUCCAUACUGAUCGAAGAUGCCCGAGAGCACGAGAUGCUACGGAGCUGAGAGGAUGCAUGUACUGUACAGAGUACAAUGGGUAG